ACCCAACGCCAAAUCUGCCAUCCCAAUUAGCCCUCUGCCCAGCCACAGCCAUCCACAGUCCGUGUGACAUAAAAAGGAAGUCCUGUUCAGAACUGGGGAAUCGGACGGCGGGGAAGUGUUGAAAUGACGAAGGCGGAUGAGGCAACGAGCCAGAAGGGCCUCACCCGCCACACUCACCCGACUCCUGGGUCUCCCCGCCUGGAGCUGACUGUGCCCCUCCCCCACUGAGCACCUCUCCCGUGGAGGCCCUGGCUGGAGCGGGCCUUGGCCUGCCUCCGUUGGCAGGAGGUCCUGAGGGCCUGACACAGAGUCCCCGGUGGAGCCCAGAGGUCAGCGGAGAGUGAGGGGGACAGCAGAGUCGAGAAACUAGUGACUGGGUUGGGAAUGUGCUGCCGUCCGAUGCACCAGGCGUGGAGACAGUAGCAGGCAAGGCAGGGGCUUAAGAAGUGCCCAACAGGAUCUAGGGACAGGCUGGGGCUGUCUCCGCCUCCUUUCCUUCCUCCUCUGCCCUCCCCACCCGCCAGCAGCCCCCACCUCGUGGGGCCCGUGGAGCAAAAGCCACAGUCACUUCCUGAAGGCAGCAGCCCCGGCUCGGGUCCCACUCGCCCCACGGCCCACCACCCGCCUGCAGCCAUGGGGAGCCAUCAGGACUUUCGGACCCUUCAAGCAAAGUUCCAGGCCUCUCAGCCUGGGACCAGUGAACACCCCCAAAAACCCCCAAAGCCUGAGUUCAACAAACUCCUAAAGAAGUUUCCGCCGCCUGAGCUAAGCGAGCACCCCAAGAAGCCCCUGCAGCCCGAGUUCAGUGCAGUGCCCAGGAAGCCCCCGCAGGCUGAGUUCGCUGAUCUCCCCAAGAAGCCCCCGCAGGCUGAGUUCGCUGAUCUCCCCAAGAAGCCCCCGCAGGCUGAGUUCCCUGGUCUCCCCAAGAAGCCCCCGCAGCCUGAGUUUGCUGAUCUGCCCAAGAAGUCCUGCAAACCCGAGUUCGGCGAACUCUCCAAAAAGUUCCCACAGCUUGAGGCCACUCUGUUCCCCAGGAAGCCCCCGCAGCCGGAGGCUGGUGAGGCCCCUCAGAAGACCUCGCAGACUGAGCACGGCGCACUUGGCCAGAAGCUUCCACAGCCUGAGCUCAGCCACCCUGCCAGGCCCCCCACAGAACCCAAAUCCAGUGCAUUCCCCAGGAAGUUCCGGCAGCCUGAGCCCAAUGAGGCCACCCCAAAGCCCUCGCACCCUGAGUUCAGUACCUUUCCCAAGAAGCCUCCGCAGCCCGAGUUCAAUGCGAACCUCAGAAAGCCCCCACAGCCUCAGGUCAGUGGCCUCCCCAAGAAGCCCCCGCAGCCUGAGUUUGGUGACCUCACCAGGACGUCCUCGGAGCCUGAGGUCAGUGUGGUUCCCAAGAGGCCGCAGCAGUCCGAUUUCAAAGCGCUCUCCAAGAAGCCCCCGCAGCCCGAGCUGGGCGGCCUCCCCAGGACCUCCUCGGAGCCCGAGGUCAGCCUGCUCCCCAGGAAUCUUCUGCAGCUCGAGGUCCGGGGGCCCCCCCGCAAGUUCUCACAGCCUGAGCCCAGCACUUUGCUCAAGAAGCACACGCAGGCUGAGUUCCUCGGGGGUCUCCCGAGGAAGCCCCCGCUCCCUGGCUCCGUCUCCGAGAGCUCACUGCCCACUGCCGUGGCGGGCUGCAGCCCCAGGUUCCCGCUCAGCCCAGGGUUUGGAGCCAGGCAGCAGAGGUCGGGGGCUCUCACUCCUAGCAGAGGGUCCAGGCUGGGGCUCAAACCCCGGCGGAGGCCUCUGCCCUCCGUCAGCAUCCUGGGACCCCCUCCAGCCAAGCCCCCGCUGCCCCCGGGCCCUAGGGACAUCCAGAGCUUUCGGAGACCCUCGGCGGCGGCCACAGCUCUGCGGAGGACCCACUCUUCCACUGGGAUCCACUUCCAGGCCCGUCUGUCUGCCGACGCGCUGAAGGCCCCGGAUGAGACCUACGAGCUGUACGACGACGUGGAACCCACAGACGACUCCAGCCCCAGCCCCCGAGUCAGAGAUGAAGUGCCAUCUACCCAGCAACCCCCCGGGAGGCCAGAGCCAGAGCCCAGGAAGGAGAAGGCCCCCCAGCCACAGCAGUUGCCAGCCAUGGACCCAAAGGUCCUGAAGCAGAUCCGGAAGGCGGAGAAGGCUGAGCGGGAGUUCCGGAAGAAGUUCAAGUUCGAGGGGGAGAUCGUGAUUCAGACAAGGAUGAUGAUCGACCCCAACGCCAAGACCCGUCGUGGGGGCGGCAAGCACCUGGGCAUCCGGCGUGGGGAGAUCCUGGAGGUGAUCGAGUUCACCAACAACGACGAGAUGCUGUGCAGGGACACCAAGGGCAAGUAUGGCUACGUGCCCAGAACAGCUCUCCUGCCCCUGGAAACGGAGGUGUAUGACGACGUGGCCUUCUGGGGUACGUGGAUGCUCUGGGGGGCUGGAAAGGACCACAGUGCCUCGGGAGGGGGUAUGCCCCACUCCAGUCUCCCAGGGGCUGUUUGCUAUCUGCUCAUGGGGGGAGGGGUCACUGGCAGUCACCCUUCCUCGGCAGACCCUCCGGAGAGCCAACCACUCCCCCGGGAACGAUAAGGCCCGCAGGUGUGAGACCCAGGACAACCCACCAGCCCAGCCACCUGCUAAACCCAGGAGCCCUGGAUCCCAGCCUGGCGGUCACAGAACUGCCCAGGCUCCCGUCUGACCACGUACAUGGACCACAUAAAGCCCCUCUUUAAAGC
Molecule: messenger RNA, 2741 nt
Organism: Diceros bicornis minor
Lineage: Eukaryota; Metazoa; Chordata; Mammalia; Perissodactyla; Rhinocerotidae
Gene: PRAM1
Product: PML-RARA regulated adaptor molecule 1
Exons: 9
Coding region: 634-2595 (653 amino acids)
Biological process (GO): integrin-mediated signaling pathway; protein localization to plasma membrane; T cell receptor signaling pathway
Cellular component (GO): plasma membrane
Molecular function (GO): protein binding
Source: RefSeq, a predicted model, not a curated record